Salmo salar (Atlantic salmon) is the source of this 4430-nucleotide messenger RNA. Its product is annotated as protein mono-ADP-ribosyltransferase PARP6. NCBI's taxonomy places the organism in Eukaryota, Metazoa, Chordata, Actinopteri, Salmoniformes, Salmonidae. The record is from RefSeq and is a predicted model, not a curated record. Gene Ontology annotation, molecular function: NAD+ poly-ADP-ribosyltransferase activity.
UCAGGCAAAAACUAAGACGGCAGUACGAGCAGAGAUCUGCAAUAGAUAAACACAGACAUAGAGCAGCCACCGGGAAGCAUAGAGGCUGAUACCGACAGGGAGAGAGAGGGAGGCAGCCAUUUUGGCAUUUACAAUUCUCACUGCUGUUUUUAAGUCAUUUUAUUUAAAUGUUUCAUUCAGGGGGGACAUAGCAGGGAUAUAAAAGCAGGUGUUCCCUUUAAGAGGGAAAGGAUCAGGACCAAGGACAGCAUCCUCCAUCUCCAUCCUCCAUCUCCAGCUCCUGUAUAGGUACCACAGUUUGAGAGGAAGCCCAACUGACCAGGCCAGACUUCAACCUCAGUCCCUCCACCUACAUGGAGCUCAGCUGUUAUGGAUGGGAGAAGCCUAACCCUGUCUGAGAAACCCCUAUGAACAACAGACCCGAUGGACAUCAAAGGCCAGUCCUGGACUGAUGAGGAAUCAGAUGGGGAGAAUGAGUCGGAGCAGUUCCUCUAUGGGAUCCAGGGGAGCUGUGCUGCUGACCUGUACCGCCACCCACAACUGGAUGCAGACAUCGAGGCAGUGAAGGACAUCUAUACCGACAGUGCUGUCUCUGUCAGAGAGUAUGGAACCAUUGAUGAUGUGGACAUUGACCUUCAGAUUAAUAUCAGUUUCUUGGAUGAGGAGGUGGCAACAGCCUGGAAGGUCAUCCGAACAGAGCCCAUCAUUCUGAGACUACGCUUCUCUCUCUCCCAGUACCUAGAUGGACCGGAACCGUCAGUGGAGGUGUUCCAGCCCUCCAAUAAAGAGGGCUUCAGCCUGGGCCUGCAGCUCAAGAAGAUCCUGAGUACAUUCACGUCCCAGCAGUGGAAGCAUCUCAGUAAUGAGUUCCUGAAGGCCCAGCAGGAGAAGAGACACAGCUGGUUCAAGGCCGGGGGAACCAUCAAGAAGUUCCGCGCAGGACUCAGCAUCUUCUCUCCCAUCCCUAAGUCCCCCAGCUACCCUCUGAUACAGGACACGGUUCUGAAGGGGAAGCUGAGUGUUCCAGAGCUGAGGGUGACCCGGCUCAUGAAUCGCUCCAUCUCCUGCACCAUGAAGAACCCCAAGGGGGAGCUGUUCAGCUACCCCCCCAACAGCCAGACUGUGGCUGUCCCGGCGGCCAGGGCCCCAGCGCAGAUUACCACGAGGCAGCUGAUUGAAUUGUUUUUCUCAUCCCAGGCGGGCGGCCACUGCAAGAACAUCCCUACCUUGGAAUAUGGCUUCUUAGUACAGAUAAUGAAAUACUCGGAGCAGAGGAUCCCCACUCUCAAUGAGUACUGUGUGGUCUGUGACGAGCAGCACGUCUUUCAGAACGGAUCCAUGUUGAAGCCGGCUGUGUGCACUAGAGAGCUGUGUGUGUUCUCCUUCUACACUCUGGGUGUGAUGUCAGGAGCAGCAGAGGAAGUGGCCACUGGAGCAGAGGUGGUGGAUCUGCUGGUGGCUAUGUGUCGGGCUGCUCUGGAGUCUCCUCGUAAAAGCAUCAUCUUUGAACCCUACCCGUCUGUGGUCGACCCCAACGACCCCAAGACUCUGGCCUUCAACCCAAAGAAGAAGAACUAUGAGAGAUUGCAAAAAGCACUGGACAGUGUCAUGUCCAUCCGCGAGAUGACCCAGGGCUCAUAUCUGGAGAUUAAGAAACAGAUGGACAAACUGGACCCUUUGGCUCACCCUCUACUGCAGUGGAUCAUAUCCAGUAACAGAUCCCAUAUCGUCAAGCUGCCUCUGAGUAGGCAACUGAAGUUCAUGCACACAUCCCACCAGUUCUUGUUGCUCAGCAGCCCGCCUGCCAAGGAGGCACGCUUUCGCACAGCCAAGAAGCUCUACGGCAGCACCUUUGCCUUCCAUGGUUCCCAUAUAGAGAACUGGCACUCCGUUCUGAGAAAUGGACUAGUCAAUGCCUCUUAUACCAAACUGCAGCUGCAUGGUGCAGCCUAUGGAAAGGGUAUCUAUCUCAGCCCCAUCUCCAGCAUUUCCUUUGGAUACUCAGGGAUGGGUAAAGGACAGCACCGCAUGCCCACCAAAGAUGAGCUGGUGCAGCGUUACAACCGUAUGAAUACCAUUCCACAGGUACAGUGUCUGAUGAGCCGUCCUAUCCAGUCAAGGUUUCUCCAGAGCCGGAAUCUAAACUGCAUUGCCCUUUGUGAAGUGAUCACGUCCAAGGACCUGCAGAAGCACGGCAACAUCUGGGUGUGUCCUGUGUCCGACCACGUCUGCACGCGCUUCUUCUUCGUGUACGAGGACGGCCAGGUGGGAGAUGCCAACAUCAACACCCAGGAGCCCAAGGUGCAGAAGGAGAUAAUGCGUGUGAUUGGCACCCAGAUCUACUCCAGCUAAUGGAGGCUCCCCGGUGGCCCUUGAGGAACAGGUCUGUACUGCAGAUAGACCGACAGACAGAACUAUAGACAUAAAUACAGACAGACAUUUGGGAAACACAAACUCAGACCAGAUGAGGGAGGUUGAUGAUCUUUACGCCUCAUAUCUACAGUCCUUUUCCCUUUUUUCCCCUGACUUUUUAUUCCUCUGCUUUCCGUUCUCCCUGUGUCUGGCUAGCAUGUGUAACAGUUGCUACUCUGUGCUCUAGUGAGCCACACCCGUGGGCUAGAUAGAGCUGGAAAACACAGGACUGGUUUGCCACACACACACACUCUGACCUGAAGCGCAAGAGCGCACACACACACACACACACACACACACACACACACACACACACACACACACACACACACACACACACACACACACACACUUCCCUUUCAGCCCCUGGUCUCUCAUUUCCUCCUGAGCCACUGUCAAGUCUCAUCCACUCUCUUUUAUCAGCAGCAAAUUUGAGAAUCCUUUGGACUAUGUAUCUAUAUUCAUCAGUUGUCAUUGUGAAUAUCUAGAAGAAGAACAAAGAAUCAUGUAUUGUUUAUUACGUCCCCCUGUGGGUGUUGAAUGAUGGAUCUACAUGCAUAUAGAAGUUUGUUAUUUUAUUGUGUUUGUUGUAGGCAUUAUCUCAGUGAUCCGUUUAUUUCCUAUUUUUUGACUAAUGCCAUAAAUUAACGGGCCAAGAUGCAAUUAUCUCCCGGGUCAAAGCACUGUUCUACCAUGCCUCGUCAUGUAGUGGGUCAGUUUGUCUUCAGAUAGCACAGACAGAGGGACCUGAAGCCCUCUGGUUGAGUAAAAUGAUCGUAUGUUACACGGGAGAAUCCAUCACUAGCUAAUAUUGUUACCAGUCUGUCAGGAGAGACUAGUCACAGACAGACACAGACAAAGUCUGCUCCCUCUGUAGACUAAAGGCUUUUCUUGUCUUCUACUGACGUUUCAUUUAGGGAAAUUAGACCGGAGAGUCAAAAUGAUGACACAGAGAAUACUGGUGCCCUCUAGACUGCUGAAUCUGAGAGAGCAUGAUGCCAAACCCAUAGCAACACUCUUCUUAGAGAAAUCACACUGACAAGAGGAGCUGUUCUGCCAUGGCCAUAGACUUAUCUUUGUGACUUGCUCCAUAAAGUACAGUCCAUCCCACUCUGAGCGACUAGGGCAGUGACCCCCCAGGUGAAUCCAUGCCCUACAGCCCACUAUCCCUCCCUACUCUGAGAGAUAUAAUACAUGAAGAUAUUAUAUGGCUAUGGCCCUACCCACAGGACACUGGAUGUUGUUCAAGUGCUUUACUUACAUAUUUAUGGUUUACCUUGGGGAACGGUAACCCUGUGUAUAAUUUACUCUGUUUAUCAAUUAGUUGUAUGUAUGUGUGGGUUAUUCGUAUUUUCUGUACUAUAGUACAUUAUACUGGACAUUGCACUUAUUCAACAUUUGCUUAGCCCAGAUAAAAUGUAUGUUCUCUCUCUUUCUGGCUCUCUGUCUCUUUCUCUCUCUCUCUCUCUCUCUCUCUCUCUCUCUCUCUCUCUCUCUCUCUCUCUCUCUCUCUCUCUCUCUCUCUCAGACUGUCUCAAGGUCUACCUGUCUAGUGUGUAGAAAGAUAGGGAACCACCGAAAUACUUAUAUUUGGAGUAAAAGUAAACAAAAUAACAAAAUGUCCCUUAUGGUAAAAUGUCUUCACUAGGACAUACAUACAUAGCGGCGUUGGUGUUGAACAACAACAACAAGAGUGUAUUGUAAGUGUGAAUAUGGACCAGAGAAGGAGAAAUGUACUGUUGGGAGAGAAAUGGCUCUAUCUGCACAUGUCAAUUAUUGUUUGUAGAAAUGGAAAGACUGGGGGAAACACUUUACAAAGCCUUCAGUAUCCAGUGCUCCUUCUGGCUGCAGGAUGUCGGGCCCGUUGACAGCUGAUAUGUAUUGUUCCCCCCAUAAAGAGUGACUGUAUUCAGAUCCCUAUCUGUUCUUGUCCCUCUCUGUCAGUGGUGUGUUCAUGAUGGUGACGACGAUGGAAAGAUAUGAUGAAAGGAAUGAAUAAAGAUUUUGCACAAUUUUAA